AUGCAUCUGUUCAAGGUCUUCUCUCUAGUAGCGGCUGUCGUGCCCGCCGCCCUCGCUCAAGGCUAUUUCGGCACUCCCCUACCCACCUCCACCGCGGCCGACGAGUACCUCUCCAUCCACGUAAAAUCCAUCCCGAGCACCGUCACUGGCGCCGUCGCCACCUCCCUCGCCAGCGCGCUCUACAGCGUCGAUCGCAAGUACUUCGACGACAAGGAGUGGACAACGGUCUACUCGCACAUGUGGUCCGCCGCCGCCAAGGCCACCAACGCGCCCGACGUUGUCGCGUCCAUGGCCGUCGAGGGGUUUAGCCUGAACGACCAGCAGGAGUCGCAGUGGUGGAAGGACAACGUGCCGGACAAGGACGACAAGUGGGUCUCGUCGUACAUCUCGGACUGGCAGAAGGCCUGGCAGGAUACUGUGGCGACCAAGACAUCCAAGGGCGGCGCGCCCAAGUGCACCGGCAUGGCCAUCGCAGGAGUCGCAGCGGGAGUGGCUGCUGGUGUCAUGGUUGCAAUUUAG
Messenger RNA from Colletotrichum higginsianum IMI 349063, 519 nucleotides. RefSeq lists its product as uncharacterized. The record is from RefSeq and is a predicted model, not a curated record. NCBI's taxonomy places the organism in Eukaryota, Fungi, Ascomycota, Sordariomycetes, Glomerellales, Glomerellaceae. The transcript has a single exon. Bases 1 to 519 code for a protein of 172 amino acids.